AUGGAAGGCUUAUUAACAGAACAUGUAAAAAAUCUUGAAAAGAUAUGUCGCAUUUGUGGUAAAAAUAUUAAGAAUGUGAAGUCUACUUCCAAAUACAAGAAAGUGAUGUUUAAAGAAGAUCUUUGCAAACUUUAUGGCAUAUAUGUUGACAAUGAUUUAGACGAAGUUCAUCCUAGAUUUAUUUGCAAAAAUGAUGCUCGUAAACUGUAUUGUGUACGUAGCCACUCAGAAGAGACAAGUGACACUACAUGUUCAAAACAAGUUGCAAAACUGUUUUUACCUCAUGAUCAGAAUUGUGAAUUAUGUUUUCCACACAGGAGUGGAAGACCAUGGCUUUUAAAGUCAAAAUCUGUUAAAAAGAAAACAGCCACAGUUACAUUAGUACCUCCACAAGCAACAGGACACAACCAAAGUGCCCUAAACCCCUCAGUGUCACUACAACCAGAUCAGGAGUCUGACACUUUUUUGAAAUACAGUACAGAUAAAAAAUUUCAUGGAGAAACUUCUUCUGGUGAAGGGUCUUCAGUUUUCUUUUACUGA
Mercenaria mercenaria is the source of this 540-nucleotide messenger RNA. RefSeq lists its product as uncharacterized. The record is from RefSeq and is a predicted model, not a curated record. Bases 1 to 540 code for a protein of 179 amino acids. The transcript has a single exon. Lineage: Eukaryota; Metazoa; Mollusca; Bivalvia; Venerida; Veneridae.